UGGGUCAUACCUAAUUAAAAAUGCAUUUUGUGGUGCUUUUUUCGUGUCUGGUCUUCACGGUAUCUGGUGUGCCGACAAUCUAUCAGCCUGCCAAGGAAAUCCUUAAGGGCUUGGCAUUGCAACCUGAGUUUCCGGAUGACCUCCAUCGUAUCGUAAACGGACAGGAAGCCUCCCCCGGAGAGUGGCCCUGGCAGGUGUCCCUCCAGUACCGUCAGUUCUCGUUCCUGCAGUUUUCUCACAUCUGUGGAGGAUCCCUCAUCAGACCAAACUGGGUCCUCACCGCCGCCCACUGUGUUGAUGGAAUGUCAAGUUCUAAUUUGCGCAUUGAAGCUGGAAUCCACAGAGUGUCUGAGAAUGGUGCUACACGUUCCAUCAACAGAAUCAUCAUGCACCCUCAGUAUUCCUCAUCUGGUGCAGGUUACCCUAACGACAUAGCCCUGUUGGAACUCUCUUCAUCCUUCAUGGUUGGCGGGAAUACCCAGCUUGCCACUCUACCUACAAAUAUAAAUGAAGAUUUUACCUACAAUACCGACUGCUUUAUCACAGGUUGGGGAAGAACUUCAGGAGGUGGAUCUGUUUCUGAUGUCCUCAUGGAGGCACAGAUGACCAAUAUUGAAAACACCGAAUGUGCCAACCGCUGGUCAAGCAUCAAUGGUGCCGCCAUUUAUGAUUCCCACAUCUGUCCAUUCGAACCCAGCAAAUCUGCUUGCAAUGGAGACAGUGGUGGUCCCUAUGUCUGCAGAAAGAAUGGUAAUUAUAUGUUGGCUGGAGUGACGUCAUGGGGCAUCAGCACGUGCGAUGGAUCGUACCCGAGUGUUUAUACCAGGGUGUCCAAGUAUUUGGACUGGAUGGCAAACUACAUCUAAAUCCUGGGUCUCUAACAUUGAUGAAUAAAUGUUGAAAAUAA
Molecule: messenger RNA, 907 nt
Organism: Saccostrea cuccullata (small rock oyster)
Lineage: Eukaryota; Metazoa; Mollusca; Bivalvia; Ostreida; Ostreidae
Product: fibrinolytic enzyme, isozyme C-like
Exons: 7
Coding region: 21-866 (281 amino acids)
Biological process (GO): proteolysis
Molecular function (GO): serine-type endopeptidase activity
Source: RefSeq, a predicted model, not a curated record